UCCUAAACUGGAUGAGUAUUGAGUAAACAAGGAAACUCAAUAUUCCUCUCUCUCUCUCUCUCUCUCUCUCUCUCUCUCUCUGCGAAUCUGAACACCGAUCCCUGCGGUUCUUGUUCAGCAGGAUCACCGGAAAGGUCUUGUUCUUCUUUGACCUGAAACUUUGUCCAAGAAGUAGCCAUGUCUUCUUUUCUUCCUGCCACAACAGAGUCAAUAGCUCAGGCAUUGGAGGCCAGAGACCCAUCUGAGGCCAUCUCCAUUCUUUAUCGUGUACUUGAUGACCCUUCUUCUUCUCCAGAAGCAGUACGCAUGAAAGAGCAGGCCAUCACAAACCUCACUGACCUUCUCAGGCAAGAGAAUAGGGCAGAGGAACUGCGCAGCCUUCUUACUCAGUUGAGGCCCUUCUUUUCCUUGAUUCCUAAGGCAAAAACUGCAAAGAUUGUGAGGGGAAUAAUUGAUUGUGUUGCUAAAAUACCGGGGACAUCUGAUCUACAAAUUUCACUCUGCAAAGAAAUGGUGCAAUGGACUCGCGCUGAAAAGCGUACCUUCCUGAGGCAGCGAGUUGAGGCAAGGCUUGCAGCACUUCUGAUGGAAAGUAAGGAGUAUUCAGAAGCUUUGACUCUCCUUAAUGGCUUGGUAAAAGAGGUUAGAAGAUUAGAUGACAAGCUUCUACUUGUAGACAUAGACUUGCUUGAAAGCAAGCUACACUUCUCCUUAAGAAACCUUCCAAAGGCAAAAGCAGCCCUCACGGCUGCAAGAACAGCUGCAAAUGCUAUUUAUGUUCCUCCAGCUCAACAAGGUGCCAUAGAUCUGCAGAGUGGGAUUCUUCAUGCUGAGGAGAAGGAUUAUAAAACUGCAUAUAGUUAUUUCUUUGAAGCUUUUGAGUCUUUCAAUGCUCUCGAAGAACCCAAAGCUGUCUUUAGCCUGAAAUACAUGUUGUUGUGUAAGAUCAUGGUGAGUCAAGCUGAUGAUGUGGCUGGAAUUAUAUCUUCUAAAGCAGGCCUUCAAUAUGUUGGGCCUGACUUGGAUGCCAUGAAAGCUGUUGCAGAUGCUCAUUCUAAGCGAUCCCUUAAGUUAUUUGAAACUGCUUUGCGAGACUACAAGGCACAGUUGGAGGAAGACCCAAUUGUUCAUAGGCACCUGUCAUCCCUGUAUGAUACUCUUCUGGAGCAGAAUCUCUGCAGAUUGAUUGAGCCAUUUUCAAGGGUUGAGAUUGUGCAUAUUGCUGAGCUAAUUGAACUCCCCUUUGAUCAUGUGGAGCGAAAGUUGUCUCAGAUGAUUUUGGACAAGAAGUUUGCUGGGACAUUGGAUCAAGGUGCUGGAUGCCUCGUCAUAUUUGAUGAUCCCAAAACCGAUGCAAUAUACCCUGCAACUUUAGAAACCAUUUCUAAUAUAGGGAAAGUCGUUGACAGUCUUUAUGUUAGGUCUGCCAAGAUAAUGGCAUGAGCUCUCGAUCUGGUUACUUAAUUUGUGAUUUGCUACAAAACGUUGUUGCUGUUUUCUUCUUGACGAUGAGUAGGAUAUUAUUUAUUUAGUUUCUGAAUUUUUCAAACUAAGAUUUUUGUAGUUUUUGAAUCCAUUGUUCCGAAAACCACUUCAGGUGGUCUUGAAUGAUGAUUAAAGACCAUUUGAUAGUAUGAUCUUAAAAAAUACAUACAUGU
Messenger RNA from Gastrolobium bilobum, 1658 nucleotides. Its product is annotated as 26S proteasome non-ATPase regulatory subunit 11 homolog. Gene Ontology annotation, cellular component: proteasome regulatory particle, lid subcomplex. The transcript is spliced from 2 exons. Bases 178 to 1443 code for a protein of 421 amino acids. Gene Ontology annotation, biological process: ubiquitin-dependent protein catabolic process. Gene Ontology annotation, molecular function: structural molecule activity; protein binding. The record is from RefSeq and is a predicted model, not a curated record. NCBI's taxonomy places the organism in Eukaryota, Viridiplantae, Streptophyta, Magnoliopsida, Fabales, Fabaceae.